Perca fluviatilis (European perch) is the source of this 1611-nucleotide messenger RNA. RefSeq lists its product as uncharacterized. The coding region runs from base 290 to 1039 and encodes 249 amino acids. The transcript has 2 exons. The record is from RefSeq and is a predicted model, not a curated record. NCBI's taxonomy places the organism in Eukaryota, Metazoa, Chordata, Actinopteri, Perciformes, Percidae.
GAAAGGCUUUCUGUGUCUGGUUGAGUUACAGCGCCCCCCAGAGGAGAGCAGCUGGAACAGGCUGGGUCCAGGCUCUGCUGUGAUUGGCUCCUCUGAUCAUGUGAUAUCUGAGAAAAAGGAAGCCAGAGACAGUCUGGGUGGGCUGCCAAUACAUCACAAAAACCACAAAGAAGAAGAAGAAGACUGGGUGAGCUUGCUGCCUGCAGACCAAAAGUUUGAUUUAAAGUCAGCUUUUUCAUCUCUCUGAAGAGGAGAUCUCAACACUUCAGGAGGACCAGGAGACCUGGAGAUGGGGGGUACGGAGUCAACACCAUCACCAUCACCACCACCACCACCACCACCACCAACACCACCACCACUAGAGACCGCAUGCAUCACUACUCACUAUAUGAGUCAUCUGGCUUCAGGGCCAAGACCAAGAAGAAGAAGACGGAGCAAAGACAUACCUCCUCAUAUGUCUGAAUUUAUGAACAAACUCAAAGAACAUGCAGCUUCAUUCAUCAGAGAGUUUGACAGCAGAGAACAGAAGAUGAGAGAGCUUGCAGGAAUGAUCCAAACGUUCGCUGACAGAGAAGUCAGAUUAUUGGACAUGAUGGCUCAUAGCCAAGACAUGGCCAUGAUGGCCAUGAUGGCUCAUGGCCAUUAUGGCCAUGUCUUGGACAGGAGAGAACAGGAGAUGAGAGAGCUUACAGGAAUGAUCCAAACGUUCGCUGACAGAGAAGUCAGAUUAUUGGUCCAUGUCUUGGACAUGAUGGGAUCUGGAGGAGCAGCUGCUGCUGCGAGAUCCUUCAUGGAAAUCGGUGAACUACUGAAGAAAAACCUGGAAGAAAUAAAGAGGACGUGUGAGGAGUUGGAGCAAAGAUCAGCUGAACUUCAGGCUAGAAUCACUCUGACAGACAUGGAGGUGUUACAGAGGACUCUGACAGAGUCUGGAGAUGGAAGAGAAAUCCUGAUUUUGCCUCAUCUGUGUAGCAGGGUGGUUGAUGACUGUAAAAAGAUGAAGGAAGAACUCAGCUGUAAAGGCCUUGUUUCUUCAUAAUCUCUCACUAAAUGGACUGAACAGUAAAGGUAGGAGCUGUAAAGGCCUUGUUUCUUCAUAAUCUCUCACUAAAUGGACUGAACAGUAAAGGUAGGAGCUGUAAAGGCCUUGUUUCUUCAUAAUCUCUCACUAAAUGGACUGAACAGUAAAGGUAGGAGCUGUAAAGGCCUUGUUUCUUCAUAAUCUCUCACUAAAUGGACUGAACAUCCUGUCUGAACACUACCGGCCCUUGCGACCAAAAAACCAGACCGUCCCACCAAAACAGCAUGAACCAUAUUGAACCAUAUUGAAACAUAGAAAAUAGUUACAGAUUAAAGCCAUUUUUAUUGAAUGCUAAGGCUCUUACUACCAGCUGGUACAUCAUAUGAGUAAACUAUUUUAUUUUUAUAUAGUAUAUAGUUUGUACAUAAUUUUUGUGUGUAGGUAUACAUUUAUUUUUCUGGAAUUUGAUUUGGGCGGCGCCCUUUAUUAACAAGAUGUCACUUUGCUAAACAUGAACUCUUAAUGGCCUUUAGGAGCUCGGUGUGUAGAGAGAGAGAUAGAGAGAUAGAGAGAUAGAGAUAGAUAGAUAG